Messenger RNA from Kuraishia capsulata CBS 1993, 822 nucleotides. RefSeq lists its product as uncharacterized. The record is from RefSeq and is a predicted model, not a curated record. The transcript has a single exon. Gene Ontology annotation, biological process: double-strand break repair via homologous recombination; DNA damage tolerance. Gene Ontology annotation, cellular component: nucleus; Smc5-Smc6 complex. NCBI's taxonomy places the organism in Eukaryota, Fungi, Ascomycota, Pichiomycetes, Pichiales, Pichiaceae. Gene Ontology annotation, molecular function: ubiquitin-protein transferase activity. The coding region runs from base 1 to 822 and encodes 273 amino acids.
AUGUCCUACAGCCAGGUCCAUUCUGCCCUGCUUCAAGUCUUAAUGCAAGCGGGAAGUAUACCGGUGGAAACAUUGGGCAAUUUGGCAGUGGAGCUCAUGGCGAGUGGACUACCGGAGGACGAACAGGUGAGCGAGACUCCUGCAAUGGUGCUAGAACAGUGUGUCGUGGCUAUCAACAUGAGAUUACACUACAUGGAUCUUUCGAUACGGCAAAAGCGGGAUCAGCUUACUGGCGAGAAACAACUUACUCUAGUGAACCAAACCGCUGAUGAGUCCAUCAAGCUGGCAACGCAGUUUACUCCCAACGAGGUCAAGGCCAUAAACGAGAUUGUUGAUUAUAUAUUCGAUGAAGGGAACAGCUCGGAGGAAAGAUACUCGAUUACGUCUUCAAAGGCUAUUGCACUUAUACGAAAGAACACUACCAAAUCAACAGACCAGGCAGACUCGUUCUUGAAAGGCCUCUACUACCAAGGAUGGCUGGACCACCAGAAAGAAUAUAUCCCAGCGACGCGAAUGCUGGCAGAGCUUGGGCCAAUGUUAAUCCAGCGUUUUGGAGUCAGAUCACCCGAAAACACAGAAGGCCUCAUAAGCACAUGUGCUGGGUGUGAGGAGAUCCUGACUCUUGGUCCGAAGUGCUUCAACAAUGACUGUCAUGUCAGAUUCCAUCCGCAAUGUCUCAAGCAUUUCUUUGCGGUUCGUUCUGAUGGGAAGUGUCCCAAUAGGAAUUGUGACGAGGUAUGGGACGUCACGCCCGAAAACUUGACUCAUUUGGCUACCAUAGGGCCGCCUGGAAUUGUGAUUCCGUGGGAGAGAGUCACGUAA